Vicugna pacos (alpaca) is the source of this 4965-nucleotide messenger RNA. The record is from RefSeq and is a predicted model, not a curated record. Lineage: Eukaryota; Metazoa; Chordata; Mammalia; Artiodactyla; Camelidae.
UCUCUAAGUCAUUUUCCCACCUGAGAAAUUUUUUGGGGGGAAAAAGAAUAUUUUUGGAAACUUUCACACACAGUGUUCAAGGGAAACGUAUUACAUUAUUGUCAGGAUAUUAUUGAGGUACUUGGGGGAAAAACAGUAAUUAACUCCUUUUACAGCCAGCUCCCAGGAGAUUUAAGCCUUAAGGAUUAUGAAUUGAAAAUUAGAGAUUUUGUUUGUUGGCAAGGACAUUAAGCAAAGGAUUCUUUGCAGCUGUGAUGAAAAGAAACUUAUCAGGUAUUAUUAACUGAUCCAUGUGCAGCCAAAUUGAAAGACAUAAAUUCCUAUCCCUCGUUUUAAAAAAGCACCUCCACCUCAACGGACUUCAACCCCCGUUUCUAACACCUGGCUUCAACUAAGACAAGCGUCACCAGGCACCACCAGGCUGGGAAGAGAAGAAGCUAACACAGGAGCAGGCAGCUAACCAGGCCUGCCUAAGUCUCAACACCUCUGGAACAAAGCAGCUCUUCUGUGGCAGGAAGGAGAGAGCCCUAGGGACAGGAGUCCCUCUGGAAGAACAGCCCAUCUGACAGGGACUGCCCUCAUCAGAGCUUCAGAGCAGAUGCAGAAGAAUCCAGGAAGGAGCAGGUUGUGACUUGCUCCGCCAGAAGCGGUUCUUAAUCACCUUGCCUAGAGAGAGCUAGACUUGGGUGAUGUCACCACAUCCAGAAGCCAUCACGGACUGUGUGACCAUGGAAACUGUGGAUCAGCUUGCGGAAGGUGCUUAUCCUUCACAAUUCUGUACAUUCUCCCAAGAGCAGCAGAAAAUGAACAUAUCUCAGGCAUCAGUAUCAUUCAAGGACGUGACUGUGGAGUUCACCGAGGAGGAGUGGCAGCAAAUGGGUCCUGUUCAGAAAACCCUGUACAGAGAUGUGAUGCUGGAGAACUACAACAACCUAGUCUCAGUGGUUAACUGCAUUUUCAAACCAGAGGUGAUCUUCAAGUUGGAGAAAGGAGAAGAGCCUUGGUUCUCAGAGGAAGAAUUCUCAAACCAGAGCCACAGAGAUUACAGAGACAACAAUGUAAUCAGAAAGAACAAGAAAAUCAAAGGCAAACACUUGCAACAAGUAACAUGUGGCAAUAAUAAACCAUUGACUAGAGAGGAAGACGAAGUUUUGAGAAUACCAUUUAAUCUGCACGUUGCUCCUGUUUCCUCCACAAAAAUGCCCUGUAGAUGUGACUCAAGGGGAGUUAGUCUGCAAAAUAUUUCUCAAUUUAUCAUUAAUAAUAGGACAUACUCAACAAAAGAGACAGAUUGUUAUAAUGUAUGUGAAAAUUUGCCUCUCAAAAUUAAGUUUGAGAGAACUCAUACUGGAGAGAAGUUUCAUGAAUAUAAUAAAAAUGGAGAAACCCUCCAUUAUAAGGAAAAUCUUUCUGAGCAUCAAAAAUGUCAAACACUGAAGCAAGCUUUUGAAUUCGAUGAGAUUGAAAAAGCCUUCUAUAAUGAGGCCGCCUGCUUUAAACGUCAGAGUGCUCCCACAGAAGAAGAAUCCUGCGAAGAUGAUGAAUUUAGGGAAAACUGUGAUAAAACAACUCUGUUUGACCCCAGAAGAACUGGGACAGGGGAGAAACACUCUCAUCUCAGCCAGUGUGGGAACUCCUGUGAGAAGCUGGCUGUCAAGGAGUUCAGUAAACUUCACAUGACUGUGAAGUACUGUGAAUGUACUGCAAGUGGGAAUAACUUCGGCAGGAAGUCACACCUCACUCAACCUCAGGGAGCUGUCCCAGAAGAGAACCCACCGGGGUGCAACGGCAGAACACAAACUGGGUCACAUAAGCCCUUUGAAAAUCAGGAAAAUAGGAGGUCCUACCAGACAACAGCCCACAAAGUGCGCCAGAGAACUCACUCUGAAGCAAAACCCUAUCAGUGUCCUGAGUGUGGGAAGUCCUUCUGUCAAAAAGGACACCUCAUUCAACAUCAGAGAACUCACACGGGAGAGAAACCGUUUGAAUGCAAUGACUGUGGGAAAACCUUCUCCCAGAAGUCACACCUCCGUACACAUCAGAGAAUUCACACAGCAGAGAAGCCCUAUAAGUGUAAUGACUGUGGGAAAACAUUUGUCCAGAAGUCAACCCUCAGGGGGCAUCAGCGAAUUCACACAGGAGAGAAACCCUAUGAAUGUUGCGAAUGUGGGAAAACUUUUGUUCAAAAGUCAACCCUCAGAGAUCAUCAGAGAAUUCACACAGGGGAGAAAGCCUUUCAAUGUAAUGAAUGUGGGAAAACGUUUGGCCAGAAAUCAAACCUCAGAAUACAUCAGAGGACUCAUAGUGGUGAGAAAACUUAUCAGUGUAAAGAAUGUGAAAAAUCCUUCUGGCGAAAAGACCAUCUCAUUCAACAUCAGAAAACGCACACAGGAGAGAAGCCGUUUAAAUGUAAUGUAUGUGGGAAAACUUUCGCCCGGACAUCAACCCUCAGAGUUCAUCAGAGAAUUCAUACUGGGGAGAAACCAUUUAUAUGUAACGAAUGUGGGAAAAAAUUUGUCCGGAAGGCAAUCCUUAGUGAUCAUCAGAGAAUUCAUACAGGGGAGAAACCCUUUCAGUGUAAUAAAUGUGGGAAAACUUUUGGCCAGAAGUCAAACCUCAGAAUACAUCAGAGAACUCACAGUGGGGAAAAUUUUUCUGAAUGUAAUGAAUAUGGAAAAUUGCAUAAGAAGUCAAUCUUAAAUGUAUGCCAGAGAACUCAGGGAGCAGAAAAACCCUAUUGAUACAAGAAUUAUGGAAAAUCCUUCUGGACCAACCCAUUUGACAGAAAAUUCACACGGGAGAGGAACAUAUUUAUAUGAAUAUAGAAAGACUUUUACCCAAUACAAAACCCGGAGAGUAGUAUCAGAAUUAACACAAACUUCUAUUUCAAGGGACUACGGAAACCCUACCGGAUGGAGUCAUGCCCUGUUCGAUCACUCACACCACAUGUGCUGGUAAUCUUCCCAUUCGUAGGAAUUACAUUUUCCUUCUUGGUGCACAGCUAAUCUAAAUGUCGCGAUCUCCCUUUGAUCUGAGUGGGGUUUGGGCCUGCCUAGUGGACUGUGAACGCUCCUGUUGUGUGCCACACCCAGCUCUUGACGAGUUCAAGGCCUCCCUGGUCCCAGCAGCAUCUCAGCCAAACUUGAGAUAGUUGCAGCUGUCCCUUAGUGGGGACGUGUACCCCGGACCUCGCUGCAUGGAGCAACGCUCCUGGCUCAGUAGGGCCCUCGAUUCAUAGGAACCAUAACUGGGCCUAAUGGUCUGGCCAGUUGAAACCACGUGGACAUGUGACUAUUUGCCCUCAUGCCAUUAUGCAGACCCCAAAACUGCAUGAUGAUGCAGCUGCUCCAGUCACUGGGCGGAACACGAGGAUGUUCUCAGCUCUGGCCAGGAUUCCCUUUGAUGAAACUUGGUGCAUUGUCACUGGCUCUUGCCCUCUUACUGUGCCUAGUAGCUAUUUGACGUGUCUGUUGUAAAAUUAUAGGCCUAAAAAAGAACCCCUGUGUGGUGCCGUGAACUGUGGGGGGAAAAGUGACAGCUGCUGAGCACAGGGUGGACUCACAUGGUAAGAGACUAUUCUCUGGUAAGACUGACUGGAACCAAGCUGCCGAUCAAGCCCCCACUACCCUGAUAGCCAGCAUUGCUACCUGGACCCACCAUCGUGCUAAUGGCAAAAAUUCGCCACCUUACCCUGGAUACAAAGUAAGAGUCUUUAUAUAUAUCCAGUGCCUCUUUUGAUGUCAUUUGAUAAAAGGAUGACAGUUUUUUUCUUCUGGAUUAGUAGCCAGUGCUCCGUAUGCCAUUUGAUCAGUUCGCCCUUUUCUACUGAUUUUAAAUAUCUUCAUAUACUAACUUGUCAUUUGUAAAGAUACUGCAUAUGGCUACUUAUGACCCAUUUCCAGUGUUCUUUUGUAUUAGUAACAUUCUCCUAUGAACAGGGAUGGCACAUACCUCUUAUGAGCCAAACUACUCUGUCUUUCUGGUCUGGCACUGAAUCAAGUUUAGAAAAGGGGAAUACUUACAAGGACUUUGGGGAUGUAACAUCACAGGCCAGUUACACUGUUAGCUCCAGAGCUGCCAGCAGCCUUGCCAAGGAGAUUCACCUGUAAUAAGAUCAUGUCCAGUUAAUACUAUAUACCCUGAUGAGAGAUGACUGUGUACUCCAUUUUAUAGCAGUUGGUAAUAUUAUAAGGAAAGUCAUUCUUUGAUACAAUUUUUCUCAGUUUAAGAAACUUAAGAGUCAUCUUCAUGCCUUGUUUAAAAUGUUUUAGGAUUAUGAUUGGAUUUGCUAUUAAGUUUGGGAUCAUCUACCCACCAGGAUGGAACCAGUUCACCCAAGUGGCCUGAAUGGGAGGCCAGGUGACAAAAGUCCCACAGUGGCACUUAGGCUUCAUCUGCUGCCCCCUUGCUGGGGACACCCACCACUCCACAUAAUACAUUAUUAACUGGAGGCUGUGGUCUGUGCUGGAGUCACAAAUGCCCCAUUCUCCCUGCCUGGUUGACCUCCCUUCCAAGUGCUAACUUUUAUUCCAGUAGGUGGGUCCCUCGACCAGGUACUGGCAGUCAGUUUUCUGUUUGCCUGCCUUCCAAGGGUCUUCAAGCUAGGAAGAGAAGCCUCCAGGAGGGCAGGAAUUUGUAUCUGUCUCAUUCACAAUGUGUCCCAAACAUGAAUAGUCCCUCUGCAUAUUGAGCACUCAGAAAUACUUGAAGGUAGAAUUAUCAAAGUAAUAUCUGAGCAUUUUUUUCUUUUGAUGCCUCAAAUUAUAUUUUGAGAUAAUUCAUCAUUUAUUGUAAAUAGUUAAGGGAAGUUAUUGCUGUAAGCUCCCACUCAGACUUGAAUAUUUUCUAAAGUCGCUAAAAGAAACAUAACUUGUUCUUAAUAUUCAGAAGUGUACGGUACUGUUCUUCAGAUAUCUUGCAGCCAAGACAAUUUAUUUUCAAUAAUCUAGUAUUCCUAGUUCAAAA